GUUUCCUUGUGACGGAGCCCGUGCCGAAGCUAUGGGCAGUCAGGAGGUGCUGGGCCAGGCGGCCCGGCUGGCCUCCUCCGGUCUGCUCCUGCAGGUGUUGUUUCGAUUGAUCACCUUUGUCUUGAAUGCAUUUAUUCUUCGCUUCCUGUCAAAGGAAAUUGUUGGCAUAGUGAAUGUAAGGCUAACACUGCUUUACUCGACCACCGUCUUCCUGGCCAGAGAGGCCUUCCGUAGAGCAUGUCUGAGUGGGGGCACCCAGCGAGACUGGCGCCAGACCCUCAACCUCCUGUGGCUAACAGUCCCCCUGGGUGUGUUUUGGUCCUUGUUCCUGGGCUGGAUCUGGUUACAGUUGCUUGAAGUGCCUGAUCCUAAUGUCAUUCCGCACUAUGGAACUGGAGUGGUAGUGUUUGCUCUCUCGGUCGUGGUGGAACUUCUAGGAGAACCCUUCUGGGUCUUGGCACAAGCACAUAUGUUUGUCAAGCUCAAGGUGAUUGCUGAGAGCCUGUCGGUAAUCCUCAAGAGUGUCCUGACAGCUUGUCUCGUGCUAUGGUUGCCUCACUGGGGACUGCACAUUUUCUCUUUGGCCCAGCUUUUCUAUACUACAGUUCUGGUGCUCUGCUAUGUUAUUUAUUUCACAAAGUUACUGGGCUCUCCAGAAUCAACCAAGCAACAAACUCUUCCUGUCUCCAGAAUGACCGAUUUGUUACCCAAUGUUAUGAGAAGUAAGGCUUUUGUAAAUUGGACAGAGGCCAAAUUGACUUGGAGUUUUUUCAAACAGUCUUUCUUGAAACAGAUUUUGACUGAAGGCGAGCGAUAUGUGAUGACAUUUUUGAACGUGUUAAAUUUUGGCGAUCAGGGUGUAUAUGAUAUAGUGAAUAAUCUUGGCUCCCUUGUGGCCAGGUUAAUUUUCCAGCCGAUAGAGGAGAGUUUUUAUAUAUUCUUUGCUAAGGUGCUGGAGAGAGGAAAGGAUGCCACACUUCAGAAGCAGGAGGACGUUGCUGUGGCUGCCGUGGUUUUGGAGUCCCUGCUCAAGCUGGCCCUGCUGGCCGGCCUGACCAUCACUGUUUUUGGCUUUGCCUAUUCGCAGCUGGCUUUGGAUAUCUACGGAGGGACCAUGCUUAGCUCGGGAUCAGGUCCUGUUUUGUUGCGUUCCUAUUGUCUCUACGUCCUCCUGCUUGCCAUCAAUGGAGUGACGGAGUGUUUCACAUUUGCUGCCAUGAGCAAAGAGGAGGUCGACAGGUACAAUUGCACAAUGCUGGCCCUGUCAUCCUCAUUCCUGGUGUUAUCCUAUCUCCUGACCCGUUGGUGUGGCAGCGUGGGCUUCAUCUUGGCCAACUGCUUUAACAUGGCCAUUCGGAUCACACAGAGCUUUCGCUUCAUCCACCGCUACUACCGAAAGAGCCCCUACAGGCCCCUGGCUGGCCUGUACCUGUCACCGGUCCUCCUCGGGGUGUUUGCCCUCAGUGGUGGGAUCACUGGUGUUUCAGAGGUGUUCCUCUGCUGUGAUCAGGGCUGGCCAGCCAGGCUGGCGCAUGUUGCUGUGGGCACCUUCUGUUUGGGAGCUACUCUCGGGACAACGUUCCUCACAGAGACCAAGCUAAUCCACUUUCUUAGGACUCAGUUAGGUGUGUCCAGACUCGCUGACAAAAUGACGUGACCUCAGGGAUGCACUGACACCGGUGGCACCUGGACCAGCUGUGGGGCGGUUUUGUGGGUAGAACACCUUUUCCAUGCAGAAGAGCCCUGCUGGGGGUCUGCAGUGGAGUGAGACCAACCUAAGCAGGUGAGACAGCGGAGAAAAUCAACAGACCAAACACUUAGUCUCCAGUUGAAGUCUGAAACAGGAAGGAAAAGUUCCAUUUUUAAAGGAAGGCCAACAAGCUCUUUUAAAAUAGAUACAAUUAUUUUUUUCACCAUUUUACUCUCAUUGGCAUUUUUCUUUUUGAUUAAUUUAUUAAUUCCUUUGGGGUGCGAUUGACCUUAGGAGCUACAUGCUCCAGCAGUCUAUAUCCUGGAUGUUAAUAGUUAAUAAUCUUCUGGCCCAGAAAAAGAGAUGCAGCCAUUUUUCCCUUCACAGGAAUAUUUAACUCUUUCUGUAAAAGGAGGAAGGAGACCUAAUGUCAUGUACCAAACAAGAACGUAGGUGGCCCUGAGUUGUGGCUUUCCCCAUGUCAACACUGUGGUCUGAGCUUUUAGAGAAGGAACAACGUUACUCAAUGAGAAAUCUAGGAGGUGAAAACCUGAAGUCUUUCAGAUCACAAUUCCCUGAGUUGGCUGGGGGAGUCAUGCCUCAUCCUCACUGCUGCGUCUCCCGGGCCAGCACAGGCUUCCCAGAGUUGGUGCAAGCUGGCUCAGGACCCCUGCCCUGGCCACCCAAAAGAGGGUGACCUUGAAGAGAACAGUGAUCCAGUGUGAGCUACCUUGUCCCCUAAAGGGAAUGCUGCUUUGCAGCUGGCUGUAACUUCUCACUUGGAGAUUGCACAGAUGACAAUUCAAGUGGAAUAGUUGUAUCUUUUUUCCCUCAGAAUAAAAUAGGUAAAUUUU
Molecule: messenger RNA, 2544 nt
Organism: Ceratotherium simum simum (southern white rhinoceros)
Lineage: Eukaryota; Metazoa; Chordata; Mammalia; Perissodactyla; Rhinocerotidae
Source: RefSeq, a predicted model, not a curated record